Mesoplodon densirostris (Blainville's beaked whale) is the source of this 2175-nucleotide messenger RNA. It is a transcript of the gene SIX1, whose product is annotated as SIX homeobox 1. The record is from RefSeq and is a predicted model, not a curated record. The transcript is spliced from 2 exons. Gene Ontology annotation, biological process: regulation of transcription by RNA polymerase II. Lineage: Eukaryota; Metazoa; Chordata; Mammalia; Artiodactyla; Ziphiidae. The coding region runs from base 298 to 1152 and encodes 284 amino acids. Gene Ontology annotation, cellular component: nucleus; transcription regulator complex. Gene Ontology annotation, molecular function: DNA-binding transcription factor activity, RNA polymerase II-specific; RNA polymerase II cis-regulatory region sequence-specific DNA binding.
GAACAGAAACCAAGUUCCCCGGCAACAAGCAGCAUCCACCCGGCGGGAGGCCGGAGCCAGCGAGGCCCGAAAAGCUGCAGAGUGAGCCGGACGCUCCUUGUCCAGCGCGCGUCCUACUCCUCCUCCACUAACUCGGCCGCCCGUCCCCAAGUCUCGACUCGCUUUUUAGCCUUCGCAAAGCCUAGGGAGGGGGUUAGGAGCAGCCGCGCCCCCCUCUCUGCGGCUGCCUCCUCCUGCUUUUUCGGCUUUGCUCCCUGCCGCGUGCGCCAGGGCAGUGCGCCCCGGCAGGCCCCAGCCAUGUCGAUGCUGCCAUCGUUCGGCUUCACGCAGGAGCAAGUGGCGUGCGUAUGCGAGGUUUUGCAGCAAGGCGGGAACCUGGAGCGCCUGGGCAGGUUCCUGUGGUCGCUGCCCGCCUGCGACCACCUGCACAAGAACGAAAGCGUGCUCAAGGCCAAGGCCGUGGUCGCCUUCCACCGCGGCAACUUCCGCGAGCUCUACAAGAUCCUGGAGAGCCACCAGUUCUCGCCUCACAACCACCCCAAGCUGCAACAACUGUGGCUGAAGGCGCACUACGUGGAGGCCGAGAAGUUGCGCGGCCGGCCCCUGGGUGCGGUGGGCAAAUAUCGGGUGCGCCGAAAAUUCCCGUUGCCGCGCACCAUCUGGGACGGCGAAGAGACCAGCUACUGCUUCAAGGAGAAGUCGCGGGGCGUGCUGCGGGAGUGGUACGCGCAUAACCCCUACCCCUCGCCGCGUGAGAAGCGGGAGCUGGCCGAGGCCACCGGCCUCACCACCACCCAAGUCAGCAACUGGUUUAAGAACCGGAGGCAAAGAGACCGGGCCGCCGAGGCCAAGGAAAGGGAGAACACUGAAAACAAUAACUCCUCCUCCAACAAGCAGAAUCAACUCUCUCCUCUGGAAGGGGGCAAGCCGCUCAUGUCCAGCUCAGAAGAAGAAUUCUCACCUCCCCAAAGUCCAGACCAGAACUCCGUCCUUCUGCUGCAGGGCAAUAUGAGCCACGCCAGGAGCUCAAACUAUUCUCUCCCAGGUUUAACCGCCUCUCAGCCCACCCACGGCCUGCAAGCCCACCAGCAUCAGCUCCAGGACUCUCUGCUGGGCCCCCUCACCUCCAGUCUGGUGGACUUGGGGUCCUAAGGGGGAGGGAUUGGGGCCUCGAAGCAGCGACUAGGGACAUUUGUAAAUAGAAAUCAGGAACAUUUUUGCAGCUUGUUUCUGGGGUUCUUUGCGCAUAAAGGAAUGGUGGACUUUCACAAAUAUCUUUUUUAAAAUUCAAACCCAACAGCGAUCUCAAGCUUAGUGCCCUCUUCUCUCCAACUCUUUCCACUUUUGCAUUAUUUCCCCUCCCAGUGUGGAGAUCAGGGAAAAGAAAAGAAAAAAAAAACCCCAAACAAACAAAAAUAUCCAGUCACCCAGUCUUGGUUCUGGGCAACCUGUGUUCCUGCUUCAGUAGCCUUUCUUUUUUUUUUUUUUCAAUGAAUGGGAAUUACAAAUCAACUGGAUUUUAAUUAUUUCAUUUUAAUUUAUUUAUGGAAAAAUGUUUUGAGAAGAGGAAAAGGAAAUGAAAACGAGAGAAAGAGACAGAGAGAGAGAGAGGAGAUCAAAAUAGUGAAAAGAUCCUCCAGCCUGGGAGGAGCUGGUUGCAUUCUUAAGGUGAAUAGGAAAAAUACGAUCUUAUAACUUUUUUUUGAUGGGGAAAAUUAAGUUUACAUUUUCAUAUUUAGUGUUAAACAAUUUUAUGUAGAUUAAAAUGAAAGAACAGUAUUAGGGGAAAAAACAAGUGCCUAAAUGUCUUAAUGCUCUCUAUGUGAGGCAGUUAGAAAUAUAAGUGACCAUUAGUAAUACAAAUACUUCUGUCAAAUUUAGUGGGGGAUUUUGGUUGUUAUUUGUUUUCUUGGGUUUUUUUUUUUAUGGCAAACUUUAAAAAUGUACCAGUGUGAAAAAACACUUUCCUGAAUGCCAUUACUUCUCAAGCCCUUGAAGCUUUCUUAUCUGUAGCCUACUCCUGUUAAGGGUUUCUCCUGUUCCUAGUUUCUAGCUUGCAAAAAUAGGUAACAAAUCUAGCAACCUGGUAUUUGUUACUAAAACAGCAUGUGUUUUCAGGUUUCUUUUCUAUUGUACCUAAACCAGUCUAAAUUAAAACUUAGUAGAACACCAGGA